AUGUCGCCGGAUACUUUGGACCUCGCUGGCAAAGUGGCUAUUGUCACUGGUUCCGGCAGAGAGACUGGAAUUGGUGCUUGCAUUGCAUCAACAUUAGCCCGCAAUGGAGCCCUGGUGAUCAUCAACCACGUCUCUGAUGCAAGUUCUCCACGGGCAACGAACGUCAUGGAGGAUAUCUGCCGCCAAGGCGGGCGAGCCGCUGUAGUCAAGGCAGAUGUUACCACGCCCGAGGGAGCCAAAGCUUUAAUUAAUGAGACUCUUUUGGUGUUCGGUGUUGACCACAUUGAUAUUCUCGUCAACAAUGCUGCUGCUGGAAUGCCCCAUGGUGUUCCUAAUGCCACCAGGGAGAGCGUGGACACAUUGUUCUCCUCCAUAGUGUACGCGCCAAUCUUCCUGGUUCAAGCUGCGGUUCCAUAUAUGCCCCGCGGAAGCCGUGUGAUUAACAUUGGAUCUAUUGCUUCGAAGCUUGGCAUGGCUCCCAUCGCCAUUUAUGGCGCCGCAAAGGCAGCAGCAGAUGCCCUGACUUACUCCAUGGCCAUGGAGCUGGGUCGUAGUCGUGGAAUUACCAUCAACACCGUUUCACCAGGUCCUGUUGAUACAGACGCGCUGCCAAAGGAGCAGGCUGAAAUUAUCAAUCGAACGCUCGUGCCUAUGACGCGAGCGGAAGAGAGGGUUGGCACUACACAUGAUAUUGCGGAUGCAGUGCUUCUUUUGGUCUCGGAGAAAAGCCGGUGGAUCACCGGGCAGGUCAUUUCUGUGAGUGGUGGUAUUACUGGAGGCUAG
Messenger RNA from Penicillium atrosanguineum, 783 nucleotides. RefSeq names its product SDR family NAD(P)-dependent oxidoreductase. The record is from RefSeq and is a predicted model, not a curated record. The coding region runs from base 1 to 783 and encodes 260 amino acids. Gene Ontology annotation, molecular function: oxidoreductase activity. NCBI's taxonomy places the organism in Eukaryota, Fungi, Ascomycota, Eurotiomycetes, Eurotiales, Aspergillaceae. The transcript is spliced from 2 exons.